UGCUGGAAGCAUGAGCCUGUCUUCCUCCCUCUGCCUUCUCCUCCUCCUCCUCUUCUUCUUCCUCAGCCACCGGAUCCUUUGGGCUUUGGCGCACCAGGAGCAGCAACUUGGAGGAGACCCAGGUCUCCGGCUGAGACACAGCAGUAGCAGCCGCCGCCUUGGAAGGAAGGAGUCCACUUCUGGGACCUCUUCUUCUUCCUCUUCUUCUUCUGUUUCAGCCCUUUCAGCUGCUUCUUAUUCGGGCCCCUCCGGAGAAGUGCCAGCCAGCGCUUUGGAGAGGAGUAGUUUCCAGUGGAGCCCAUCCGGGCGCAGGACUGGCAGCCUCUAUUGCAGAGUUGGCAUCGGCUUCCAUCUCCAAAUCCACCCCGAUGGGCAUGUCAAUGGGUCCCAUCAAGGCAGCCUGUUAAGCCACAUUUACAGAUGACUGCAAGUUCAGAGAGAGGUUUCAGGAAAACAGCUACAACACCUAUGCCUCAGCAGUCCACAGGACUGGGAAAACGGGAAGGGAAUGGUAUGUGGCCUUGAAC
Sceloporus undulatus (fence lizard) is the source of this 527-nucleotide messenger RNA. RefSeq names its product fibroblast growth factor 5 (gene FGF5). Gene Ontology annotation, cellular component: cytoplasm. Bases 11 to 424 code for a protein of 137 amino acids. Lineage: Eukaryota; Metazoa; Chordata; Lepidosauria; Squamata; Phrynosomatidae. Gene Ontology annotation, biological process: animal organ morphogenesis; positive regulation of protein phosphorylation; cell differentiation. The record is from RefSeq and is a predicted model, not a curated record. Gene Ontology annotation, molecular function: growth factor activity; fibroblast growth factor receptor binding. The transcript is spliced from 2 exons.